UUUGAAAAAAGCGUUGUCAUGUAUUCCACCACCUAUAACUUAUUCUCUGAAAUGCACUCUUACAGGACCAGACUGCGUAUAUUCAAGACGACCAACUGACGCCACUGGCAUACCAGAUUUCAACUGCCAUCGUGCAGAAUUAUUGAUCUUGGUGAUGGAGGCUAAAAGAAAGUAUGUUUUAGAAGAUAUGGGUGAACAGACACUUCUCGAGUUUUAUUAUACGGGUAAAGGCAAGGAUCAUACAGAGCUCUGGAUUUCAAAAACUCUUCCACUACAAUCCGAAUCUCCACCAGUACUCAAGGCAUAUGCUUACCUAACUCGACAGGCGAAAGAAAAUCCCAAUUCUUCUCAUCCUCAAGUACUAGUACCAGUUCAUGGGGACAAUAAUUCACGUGUUCUCCGAUCACAUAUAAAAUCACCUUCCAACUCCUCGAUAAAUCAACAACCAACUCCCAGUAAUCAACUAUCAUCUUCUGCCUUUGGCGCUUCCAGCAACACUUUUGUUAAACAGAACAAUUAUAGCUUCUCAGACUUCAAGUUCAAGAGUAUACUAGGUGAAGGUCGAAGUGGAAAGACUCUCCUAUGCGAAUUUCGUGGAGAUAUGAUUGCUUUGAAGAGUGCAGACUUAUCUAAGAUCCCAUCCUGGUCUGUUAUGGAUAUUAUGGAGGAGCAAAAGACAAGGGCUAUUAAGGGAUUAAAAGCAAUCCACAAGCAUGGUAUCCUCCACAAUGAUAUUCAGGAAGAAAACAUCUUAAUUAAUGAUAAUGAUGACAUCUACUUGAUCGACUUUGGGAUGGCAAGUCGGGCGGACACAAAAAAGAAGAGAAAGCUUUUCGAGGAGGAACAGCUCAAAUUAUCUCAAUUGCUAGAUGGAUAUAUUGUACAAUUCGUAAAGAAGGAGGGUCGAAUUUCCAAGUCACGUAAAUGUCAG
Molecule: messenger RNA, 931 nt
Organism: Funneliformis mosseae
Lineage: Eukaryota; Fungi; Glomeromycota; Glomeromycetes; Glomerales; Glomeraceae
Source: the annotation of a GenBank genome assembly